Parastagonospora nodorum SN15 is the source of this 726-nucleotide messenger RNA. RefSeq lists its product as hypothetical. The transcript is spliced from 2 exons. Gene Ontology annotation, molecular function: metal ion binding. The record is from RefSeq and is a predicted model, not a curated record. The coding region runs from base 1 to 726 and encodes 241 amino acids. Gene Ontology annotation, biological process: superoxide metabolic process. NCBI's taxonomy places the organism in Eukaryota, Fungi, Ascomycota, Dothideomycetes, Pleosporales, Phaeosphaeriaceae.
AUGCGCACCUCAGUCUUCACCCUGCUCGCUGCGGCAUCAGCCGUGAGCGCUCAGACCGGCCCCGCGCCUCAGGUUGCUGGUAACCCAGCCGGCGCCAGCUACGUCGCUACCCUGCCUGUCAAGGAGGGCAGCCCUCUCCGCGGCGCCAUCACCGCCGUCUCCGCUCCCGAUGGUGUCGGUGUCUUGUUCAGUGUCUCCUUCAGCGGCCUCCCAGCCACUGGCGGCCCCUUCAUGUACCACCUCCACGAGAAGCCAGUCCCGGAGAACGGCAACUGCACUGCCACCGGUGCCCAUCUCGACCCGUACAAGCGCGGCGAGGUGCCCAUUUGCGACGCCAGCAAGCCCGAGACGUGCCAGACCGGCGACUUGAGCGGCAAGCACGGCAACUUCACAUCUGGGGAGUUCUCUGCUGAAUAUGUUGACCCGUACUCCGCGCUCAUCCCGGGCAACAACGCUUACUUCGGAAACCUCUCGUUCGUCCUCCACUUGGCCAACAAGACACGCAUUGGCUGCGCCAACUUCGUCUCCCAGGGUGCUAAGCCUUCAUCUGGCGCUAGCCUCCCUGCUCCUUCGGCCACGGGUUCGUACAACACCACUGUGAUGCCGACCGGUGGCUCGCCUGUCACUCCCACCUCAGCCCCGCCAUCAGAAUUCACCGGCGCUGCCGUCAAGGCCGCUAGUGCCGCCGGCGCUGUGCUCGUUGCCGCGGCUGCCUUCGUCUUGUAA